Molecule: messenger RNA, 1088 nt
Organism: Suillus fuscotomentosus
Lineage: Eukaryota; Fungi; Basidiomycota; Agaricomycetes; Boletales; Suillaceae
Exons: 2
Coding region: 359-979 (206 amino acids)
Source: RefSeq, a predicted model, not a curated record
UGGACUCAGAGUCUGCUUGUCAUCCGACAUCCCGAACGUAUCAGACGAAGUUCCGCUCACAGUUUUAAGGACGGCUACUCAGAGCUAUGCAUCUUAACUCUUCUUCUCAAAUAUCUCAACCCACACCAGUACUUUGAACGCUAAUCGCUCCACCAUGUUCGAGAAGUUUACAAAUAAAAUUGUCCACUCAUUAUUGGGCUCAGACGACGAGGCCGAGCGUCAGUCUAUGGAUAGACAAACGGUGGGUCGUCAUAUGUUCGCCGAUCGCAGCCUUCUUAUGCUCAGUUGUGGCUAGGCUUACAUCGAGCCUGAUGGUGCCUACAUUCGUCCUGACAUUGAUAGUCACUGGGCGUUUGCAAUGGCAGACACAAUUCAAGUUCUAGGUUGUGUCUGUAUCUGGUGUAGGAGAAAUAGCGAAUCGGAUGGUGACUUGCAGGUGGAAAGGGGACAACCGAGUCAAUCUCCACACCCUCACAUCCGCCCAUGGAAGGUGUGCGAUUCGCCAAUGGCUACUACAAGUGAGGUUUUGGAGGUGCUGUAUCCUCUAUCAUAUCUUGACACCCCUACGGCUCUCGACCCCGAGGCUAGUCCUCCCGCUUACGAGCUGCGACCCACAGUACCUCCAAAUACUCCGCGAGACCAAUUGCCCCCGACUCCUUCCCGAGAUGGCAUGGAUCUCAUCCCUUUUAUCCCUCGUCCUCCGCAACUCACUCCUUCCACGGAUCCUGUGUCAUCUUACCACUUGUCCGAUACUCCUCUUGACAUCGCUGUUCCAAGCUCACAAUCUUCUCGUCGACCAUCAACAGGGAUUGCGCGGCAACCAAUCACUGGGAAUUUACUGGAGUCUCAUGAAGAAGUUGAUAAUGUCGAGCUUCCGGCAUACAGUCAGUUCGAUUCUUCACGGCCCCAGUUCCCAGCUGCUUCUGACAUCCUGGGACCAUACCCGCAUAUCUCGAUGCUUCCCCCGAAUCUUGGGUGAUCUAGGGGGGUUUGAUAUUACAUUAUUCUAGAACGAGGAUUUGUUGUAUCAAAAAUAUAUUCCAUGUAUCCGUAGCUUUGCAAUGUUAUGUAGACUGGUCGACCCCCUA